AUGAACAAGCUAGGAAGAUUCGAGUUGGUAUACAUGGAUGAAUUCAUUGAUAAUCUUCUGCGGGAGGAACGAUAUUGCGAUAUACAGCUUCCCCGAUUACAGAAAAGACAAGCAUUAGAAGAAGCUGGUGAGCUAGAGCCGUAUAGAAGUAUUCUCGAUGAGGACCUGGACGCGUUGAGUGCAUCAGACAAGCGAUUCUUUCAUUCUUACAUCAAUUUUCUCCUCUAUUUCGUUUCAGGAAAAGCCGCGUUUGAUAUCGAGGCGGCGGAAGUCGCAGUAGAGGAUCGGUCACGAGAACGUGAGAGACCUAGGGAGAAGUUGAAGGAACGUGAGCGCGAUGACAAGAAGAGGGAGCGGUCCAGAGAGAGGGACAGAGAUCGUGAUAGAGACAGGGAUCGCCAUGAAAGGGAUCGUCAUGACAAGGAUCGAGAUCGCCGAAGGGACAGGUCACGCGAACGUGAUCGUGAACGUGACAGAGACCGGGACAGAAAGGAACGUGAACGUCCACGUCGCGAUGAACGAGAUCGCGACGACCGAGAUCAUCAUAGAAGCAAGAAAAGCGGUAGAGAUGAUGGUGAUCGAGAAAUCGCUGAGGCAAACGCCCUUAGAGCGAAACUCGGGCUGAAUCCGCUUGAACGAUGA
Molecule: messenger RNA, 642 nt
Organism: Ostertagia ostertagi
Lineage: Eukaryota; Metazoa; Nematoda; Chromadorea; Rhabditida; Trichostrongylidae
Source: the annotation of a GenBank genome assembly